GGCCCAAUUUUUAACCCACUUUGUUGAGAAUGAAUUUGAGUUUGGUUCUUACCAAAAAAGCCUAAUUCCAAUAGCAUGGCCUCUCCAUUCAUUUCCAGAAGUCCUUUGCAUAGAACCCAGUAGUUCUCCCUUGGAACACGGCUGCCAUCCAUCCAUGGAGCUCCUUGGCCACCGUCUUUUCUAUCGACACUCGCGCGAACCCCCUUCUUCCUUGUGUCCCCCACGACGAUCACCGACCAUGGAGCACGCUGGUCGCCGCGAUUUCCACCGUCAAAGACACCGUUUAUUGCCCCAUGCGCACCCUCCACAACCACCGUGUCCCACUGCUCUGUUCUAGUCUCAUCGUCGCGCUCCCAGGGGAAGAUCGCCGCCGUCAGUGGUGGUGGUUUGGCCACAAUCGGAGAAACACACCAUGAUCGACUUGCUGCCGCCACGACGUUCGUCUCGGGAGGCUUCGCUUCAAGCGCGGUCCGUCUGGUCGCCUCUCUGCCCACAACCGCCCCUGCGUCCCAACCCUCUCCUGCGUCCGUUACACCCUCCGCCUUAAUCUCUGUCAGUGCAUGUUCACACAAGACCGCCGCGAGCAUCUGCUCCUCCUUCACAGAGGCGCCAUCCACGGCGCCGCUACCGAGUCAGAUCUGCUGGUGCUUCAUCCUCGAAGCCGCCCCCUCUAUUCAGCACUGAAGCGUCGUCGGCAACGACCAAGACCACCGCAUUCGAGUUCAGAUGCGGUGGUUUCGGUGGCGGUCGCGGCACCCUCACCUUUGUCGGUUCUGGAUCCGCGAACUUCCCUGCUCCAUCGCGACGACGCCGCUUCUGGUCCCAUCACCAUUGCCCAGAGUAGUGCCAUCCACUGCUGGUACAACAGCCUUGACACCGACAAUCGCAAUCACGCUAGAUUCUGCAUCCUCAUAAUCUGAAAUUGCAGAUCUGUGGAAUUAUCGGCUUCAGGAUUUGUUGAAUUUGCUGCUUCUGGUUGGUUUGUCUUGAAUCUGGAAUAUUGGAUGUUGCUGCUUCUGGAUUUUGGUUGAAAUUUAUGCUGUUAGUGCACAAUCGGCUUCCCCAUGAAUCAUCUUGGUCACGGUUGCACCAUGGCGCAAGUUUCCUUAAUUUCAUCAUAUAUCUUGGUUUGUUUUUCAUAAUUUGAAUUCAAGCGAUCUAAGCCAGGUUGAAUUUAGUGC
This is a messenger RNA of Arachis duranensis, 1181 nucleotides long. RefSeq lists its product as uncharacterized. The coding region runs from base 561 to 920 and encodes 119 amino acids. Lineage: Eukaryota; Viridiplantae; Streptophyta; Magnoliopsida; Fabales; Fabaceae. The record is from RefSeq and is a predicted model, not a curated record. The transcript is spliced from 2 exons.